Molecule: messenger RNA, 972 nt
Organism: Gastrolobium bilobum
Lineage: Eukaryota; Viridiplantae; Streptophyta; Magnoliopsida; Fabales; Fabaceae
Exons: 2
Coding region: 1-972 (323 amino acids)
Source: RefSeq, a predicted model, not a curated record
AUGAAGUGGGAGAAGAAGAAGAUGGAUGACAAGCAGGACCAGCCAGUUAAUAUAUCUCCAUAUGCCAAAGUCCCUUAUCCUCAGAGGUUGAAGCAAGAAAUUCAGAAGCAGCAUUAUGCAAGGAUCUUUCUUCUGUCUAAGAAAAGGAAGUUGAAAGAUGGUGAGACUGUGGCUUUAACGGAGGAGUGUAGUGCCCUGAUUCAGAAGAAGCUUCCUCCAAAGUUGAAAGACCCAGGAAUUUUCAACAUCCCUAUUGCCAUUGGAGAUGUGGAAGUAGGAAAAGCACUUUGUGAUUUGGGGGGCAGUAUAAAUUUGAUGCCAUUGUCUGUCUGUAGAGCUUUGGGAAUUAACAAGUUAAAAGGUACUAAUGUUAUUCUGCAUCUAGCAGAUAGAUCAAUCAAGAGACCUGAAGGGGUGGUAGAAGAUGUUUUGGUCAAAGUAGAUAAGUUCAUUUUCCCUGUGGAUUUUGGUAUACUUGAUAUGGAAGAGGAGGAUACUGAAAGUCCUCUACUCCUAGGGAGACCAUUCUUAGCAACUACAAGAUCCCUGAUUGAUGUUGAACAAGGGAAGUUGAUGCUAAGGGCGAAUGAAGAAACAGUUACCAUAGAUGUGUUUGAAGCCAUUAAACAUCCUGUUGAUGUGGAGGAUUGUUUCAGAAUUGAUAUCAUACAGGAAGUUGUGGAAGAAGUGACAGGAGAAGAAAACUCUUCACUUGAGGAGGACAAAUUCAAGGAAGAGAUGAGUGUGGAAUUUUAUCAGGAGGAACCAGUAGUCGAAGAGUUGGAAAAGAAGGUAGAUGACAUUCCCAAGGGAGCACCCAAGGUGGAACUGAAAGAACUACCUUCAAAUCUUAAGUAUAUGUUCCUUGAAGAUGAUCAAACUUACCCAGCCAUUAUCAAUGCAUUGUUGUCUGAAAGCGAGGAAGUGAAGUUGAUUGAGGUGCUCAAAAAGAACAAGACAGCCAUGGGCUAG